Molecule: messenger RNA, 5568 nt
Organism: Mesocricetus auratus (golden hamster)
Lineage: Eukaryota; Metazoa; Chordata; Mammalia; Rodentia; Cricetidae
Gene: Fhip2a
Product: FHF complex subunit HOOK interacting protein 2A
Exons: 17
Coding region: 252-2546 (764 amino acids)
Source: RefSeq, a predicted model, not a curated record
CUCCGAGCAGCUCCGCCGGCCCCCGAGUCCCAGCCGAGCGUCCUCGGAGCCGCCCGCCGCGGGCCCCGCGCCUUCCGAGCCUCCGCCGCGCCUCCCGCUCGCCCUCCGCCCUCUCCUCCGCUCCCCUCCCGGGCCCGCCCGCACCCGCCUUCACUCUGGAGCGGCCCGGGCAGCCGCAGCAGGGGCGGCGGCGGCGCAUCGAGGAGCUCUCCAGGUCGUCCCGGGAGAGGCUGCUGCAGUCCCGGGACAGGAUGUUCUCCAAGCUCACGUCCAUCCUGCAGCACGCCGUGGAGGCGCUUGCCCCGUCUCUUCCACUGCAAGAAGACUUUGUCUAUCACUGGAAGGCUAUUACCCACUACUACAUAGAAACGUCAGAUGAUAAAGCCCCGGUGACUGAUACGAACAUCCCGUCCCACCUGGAUCAGAUGUUAGACAUACUGGUCCAGGAAGAAAAUGAGCGAGAGUCUGGAGAGACCGGGCCAUGUAUGGAAUACCUGCUCCACCACAAGAUCUUGGAAACAUUAUACACCUUAGGGAAAGCCGACUGUCCUCCGGGGAUGAAGCAGCAGGUUUUACUGUUCUACACCAAGCUUCUGGGAAGAAUCCGGCAGCCCCUGCUUCCACACAUCAAUGUCCACAGGCCUGUGCAGAAAUUAAUUCGACUCUGUGGUGAGGUCCUUGCAACGCCGACGGAAAACGAGGAGAUCCAGUUCCUGUGCAUCGUGUGUGCGAAGCUGAAACAGGACCCCUACCUGGUUAACUUUUUUCUUGAGAACAAGUCAAAGUCACUGGCUUCCAGAGGAACUCAGGGUGUCACCUCAGAAGAUGCCGCCAAGAGUCAGGACCCUGUGUCAGCGGACAGCAGCCAGUGCCGCCCGCCUCGGGAGCUGUCAGGAGCUACUGGGGUGGGACACGCAGAGUCAGAGGAUGAGCCCCCUCACCACAUGGAUGACCUGUCUGCAAGCUUGGAUGACCUCAGUGUCACCUCACUGCCAGAGGCCUCCGCCAUUCCGCCAAAGCAGGAUUACAACCUAGUGAAUUCUCUGUUGACCCUGACAAGAAGCCCUGAUGGCCGGAUAGCCGUGAAGGCGUGUGAGGGCUUGAUGCUCCUGGUGAGCCUGCCGGAGCCGGCGGCUGCCAAGUGCCUUGCCCAGAGCACCUGCUUGAGUGAGCUGCUGACCGGCAGACUCACCUCCCUGUACAAGGCCCUGCCUCAGUCGGUGGAUCCCUUAGACAUUGAGACUGUGGAGGCCGUUAACUGGGGGUUGGACUCAUAUAGCCAUAAAGAAGAUGCCUCGGCUUUCCCAGGGAAGCGAGCCUUAAUUUCAUUUCUCUCCUGGUUCGAUUACUGUGACCAGCUCAUCAAGGAAGCACAAAAGACGGCUGCUGUUGCUCUCGCCAAAGCCAUCCACGAAAGGUUCUUCAUCGGCGUCAUGGAACCUCAGCUAAUGCAGACCUCUGAGAUGGGGAUCCUGUCGUCCACGGCCCUGCUGCAUCGCAUUGUCCGGCAGGUGACCUCGGACGUCCUGCUUCAGGAAAUGGUGGUCUUCAUUCUCGGAGAUCAGAGGGAGCCAGAAACUCUGUCAGAAAUUAGCAGGCAUCCCCUAAGACAUCGGUUAAUCGAACAUUGUGACCACAUAUCUGACGAGAUCAGCAUAAUGACCCUGAGGAUGUUUGAGCAUCUUCUACAAAAACCCAACGAGCACAUCCUUUACAACUUGGUCCUAAGAAACCUUGAAGAAAGAAACUAUACGGAAUACAAACCUUUAUGUCCGGAAGACAAGGAUGUGGUGGAGAAUGGGCUGAUGGCAGGAGCCGUAGAUCUGGAGGAAGAUCCAUUAUUUACUGACAUUUCACCAGAUAACACUCUGCCUAAUCAAGAAUGGAUCAGUUCACCCCAUGCCAGUCCAGACCACCCCAAAAAUGAUGGCAAGACAGAAGUCCAUAAAAUCGUCAACAGUUUCCUCUGUUUAGUACCAGAUGAAGCAAAGUCAUCCUACCAUGUUGAGGGCACUGGGUAUGACACCUACCUCAGAGAUGCUCAUAGGCAGUUCCGAGACUACUGUGCCGUCUGUUUACGAUGGGAGUGGCCGGGCGCCCCCAAACCGCUGGAGAAGUGUGAUUUAGAAGCAGCCUUCUUUGAAGGACAUUUUUUGAAAGUUUUAUUUGACAGAAUGGGAAGAAUUCUUGAUCAGCCGUACGACGUGAACCUUCAGGUGACAUCAGUGUUGUCCAGGCUGUCGCUCUUCCCACACCCACACAUCCACGAGUACCUUCUGGAUCCCUAUGUUAACUUGGCCUCUGGCUGCAGAUCUCUCUUCUCUGUGAUCGUCAGGGUUGUUGGUGACCUCAUGGUAAGGAUUCAGCGCAUUCAAGACUUCACCCCCAAGCUUCUCCUGGUCAGAAAGCGCCUGCUCGGCUUGGAGCCCGAAGGCCCCAUUAUCGACCACAUCACGUUGCUGGAGGGCGUGAUCGUCUUAGAGGAGUUCUGCAAGGAGCUGGCGGCCAUUGCGUUUGUGAAAUACCACGCUUCCGCCACACCGUGAGUGGGCGUCACCAGGCUUCAGCCGUAGUCGCCCAGGUCUCUGGGAACCCGAGUUACUGUGUACAUUUCAUCCAAGAAGACCCAGCCACACCCAGCCACGAGAGGACAGAAAACCUUGUGAAUGAAGUAGGCGUCCACUGUGUGACUGCUGUUGGUGAACGGGCCUGAUGUCAUUUCCCCCCGGCUCUGACAUGAUUCUCUGUAUAAACUGCACGUUGGAAACCCGGGAUGCAAUUAGAGCUUCAGGAGACGACGUUUCCAGUGACUGAAAAGCUGCAGGACCCCUGAUGUCAGGCUUUGCUGGUUUCUGUUAUUUUACUCUCCUUCCAGGCAGCGCAAAGCAUUUUGACAUUCUCUGGGACUCAAAUGCUUACAUUCUUUUGUAUUAAUCAGCAGCAAAAAAAAAAUCACUUAUUUUAUAACUUUUUAAGGUUAAGAUUCUUAUCAUACAAAAUAUUUAAGAAAACUGUAAAUGAGGAAAAAAAUGUAGCUGAGGAACCACCAAAAGAAUCCCUAGAAGAUAAAACACGCAGAGUGACAUCAACUUCCUCAGCUUUGUAAGAUAACAAUUUAAUAUGAUAAAGAAAGUAUUAAUUAAUAUAUAUUUUUAAAAGAAAUGUUCUUUUACUCUGUUGUGCACAUAGCCAUGUUUGUGGUUGAUUUUCAUGUGUGGUUCCCAGUUUAUUUAAACUGUCAUUUUUGCUGCGGCAUUGGACUUAUGCUCAUCAUUGGUAGUGUUUGCUAAAAUAGUAUUUUUUUAAAGCUAAUUAGCACAUUCUGGGUUGAGACCUCCCCCAUUCCCUCUCUGAGAAUUGCUUUAUGAAAUUGUUUUAUAAUUGAUUUUCUUACUGAAGCAGUCAUGUCCAGGUGUGGACUGGCUGAUAACUCUUUUAAGCAGCAAUCAGAAUGCCAAGGGCCUCUCAGUGUUUACAUCUGUUUCUCGUUUUGUUCAGUCUUUUGUCUUAAGAGAGUCCAGAGAGAGUUUUUUAAAAGGUCUUUUCAUGUUCAGUUUACACCUUAAAGGGUUUGAGGAAACUGAGUGUGUGCACGUGCUAUGGAUGCAGGAAUGUCUAGGUUAGCCAGGUUGCCGGGCACAGCUGCAGGUCACCCAGUCUCCCCAUCUUAGUGGUCUUCAGGUGACGGGUGCGGUCACCCAGAUGCGCCGCUCAAGUCCCUGCCCCUGAAGUUGUACACGGCAGGCUCUUCCUCUUCGAUGUCAGGAGGCUCAGCUCUAGGGGGUCUGCCCCACCCCCCGAGAUGUCACCAGACGUGUGUGCCACAGCUCAUGGCACGUCCUCAGAGCAUGUCUGUUUUACUAGCGUUUCUGAUUCAUUUCAUAGUUCAGUUUUGCUACUCAGAAACAAAGCACCAAAAGAUAUGAAUGGCCUCAGUUCUAGAAUGAUCAUCAUUGUCAAAACAGCUCUACGUUUCUAACACGAUGCAAAUCUUUCUUUGCUCAUUGAAGAGAUGCGUUAAGUGAAACAGUAACAUCAGGACAUAGUGGCUCCCUGCAUGACUUUCCUUCCGUGGCUUCGAGUGAUGAGAAAUGGUUUGUUUUGUUGUAUUUAUUGACCAGUCCAUGCAAGAAUCACCACAACACCUCCUUUUUUUAGGUGUCGCUACAGUCUGCUUUGAUGAAGGUGUGUUUAAAACAAGGCGUUGAGAGGGAUCAGAUAUCUCUCAGUGCAUUGCUAGUGCUCAGUAGGUGUGGUAGCAAUGAGGUGACCUCCCAGACCAAAUACUCACCCACCCUUGACCUCCCAGCAGGACCCACUGCUAAUCCACGCAGAUGAGCUCACUAAAGCUUUAACUGUGGUGUGUGUGUGUGUGUGUGUGUGUGUGUGUGUGUGUGUGUGUGUGUGUGUGUGUGUGUGUGUGAGAACGUGCGUGCGUGCUGCUUCUGAGAAUAGGGUUUUUCUUAAGUUGUUGUAACCAGCUAGGUUGAGCCCACUUCUCUUCCGAGUUUAAUUUCUUUUUUAUAUUUAAUUCAGACCUAAAGUCAGCACAGGUCAUGGAACUAAGUUGAUUUGUUAAGGAAACCAUGUAUGACAUCACUCUUCUCACAGUCUGAGAGACCGGCUGUUUCCUGUUAUCCACAGACUGUGUGGGUGGAAAGUACCUCCUUAGCAAGUGGUUGUCAUGGUGAGUUCCAAACUGAACCCUAGCCUGCUUCACGUCUGGAUAAAUAGGAAAUAGGUGUGCACUUUUUUUUUUUAACUUCCUAACAGUAGUAUUUGGGUUUAUUUUCAGUAAUGAGCCAUUCUUCACUUGACAAAAUCAGAUUUGUCGUUGCCAAUUUUUAUUAUAGUGUUCAUGUUAUAACUAUGUAAUGCUCUCAUAAUGUAUCUGUGCAAUAUGAAGCUAUGAGUGGAUUCGUAGCUUUUUGGGUUUCCUGUAUAUUAUUGUGUUUGUACAUGAGUGUAUAUAAAUGUGUGUGUAUAUAUAUAUGUAUAUGGACCAUAUUUGGUCUGUAUAUGUAUGUGGACCAAAACCCUUAGCUUGCUUACACUGUUGCUAGUGUAAAGAUUGUUACAAUUAAUUUUACAGGGCACAAAUUAUAGAAUGAUUUCAUACUUUCAUGGUAACGUCUCCAUAAGUUAUUAACAUUGCUCUACAGUUACCAUUUAGUUAUUAAGUUUACUGUGUAACAGAAGAAGUUACACUGAAAUGCUAAACCCAUAAACUAUAUGGUAAUUGUAGAUUUGGGGUUGUACAAUAAAGUAAAAUAUGCAUGUCAUCAUGACGCUUGCUGUGUUAAGACAGAUAAUCCUACUUCUGGCCCUGUAAAAUAUUGUCACUAAUAUCUGUUGGCCUCCUGCCUUGUUUACAUUAAACAGGAUAUUUGGUACCUUUUUCUAUGAACAUCGUGUAGGUCACUGAUGGUGGCUGCUGAUGAAGAAGCUCCCAGAUGACUGUGUGCUCGCCGCCCCCUCCCCGAGGGGGCGAUCAACUUCAGUUUUUGUGCUAACAGUGCAUGCAGGACUAAGAGGGAAAUAAAAUAAAUCAAUGUAACUGAAGCAAAA